CAAAUCGAAACUGCCGAUUAGUAGCUUGGUAUCAAUGUUAUAUUGUUCACAUUGUGUGCAAAUAAUAUUUGAGACAUAAGGAAGUUAAAGUACAAUAGCGGGUAAAAUACUUGAUUUUUGUCCUCUGUUGUACAUUUACAAAACAGUUAAAUGUGUGAAUAACUCGUCGAAAGACUUAGAAUAAAUGAUUGUAAGCUUCUAUUUCUGGUAUAAAACUGUCAAACCUGUUAAAUUGUGAAUGAUAAAACAUGUUCAAGACCUAACAUUUUAUGGAUAAUCCUUUACGGUAAAUCUUUCGAAAUAGAGCAAUUCACUUUCAAGUUAUUUACUAUAACUACGUCCGUUCUUUCUUUCGUUCGUUCAUGAGUAAGUGGGUAAGCAUGGAAGUAUGUCAGUGAGAAAGUCAACAACUAUAUAUUUAAAGAAGGAAGGACCAAACGGAGAAGGUAGAAGCGAUCGAAAGAAGGAACUGGGGCGACGGUGAUGAUAACGAAGAGGAGCAGGCAAAUAAGUAAAGUACAGCAAAACCAAGCGAUCAAUAAAGUAAGAAAGGCAAAGCCUGUAAGCUGAGCGAUUUCGUUAGAAAAAGUUAAGAUCGCAGCUUUGAUUUUCACCUGAACUCUCGAAAUCCUGAUUCUUUAAAAGGGGAACUUGAAAACAAGCAAAGCAGAAAGGACUUAUGUUAUUGGUACGUUUCAAAUCAAACCAUGAAUAUCCAGCUAAUUACAUUACAAAUUUAAUCAACAGAAUAGCGAAUCUAGCCAUGUUACGACAGUUAAAGAAAUGCACGAUUUUUGCCACUAUCACAAUGUUAGUAUUUAUAAUAUUUACAAAUUCAUUGCUGUAUUUGGAGCGAUAUCAGACUGAAUAUUUCCAGUUUGAUACUGAUGCUUAUUUUGAAGAUGCUAAAGAUUUAAAGUAUCCUGUCAAAGUACAGCCGUAUUUAUUUCGAAUUAUAAAUGCGUCUAAUCCGAGUGUUCCAUUAACCAUAAGUGCGCCAUAUGUUAUUGAGAACCGUCAUCUUUGCCGUUCUGUGAAGAAUCUUACGGUGCUUGUUGUAGUUAAUUCAGCGACAGACCAUUUUGAACAGAGACAGAGUAUAAGAGCAACUUGGACAAACGACACGUAUUACUCGUAUUUAGCAACAGUCAGAGUUGUGUUUCUUGUCGGCAUAACUGCGAGUCACGUUGUCCAAUCUGCGCUUGAAAUGGAGUUCGAAAAGUAUAAGGAUAUUGUACAAGGAGAUUUUAUAGAUUCCUACACCAAUCUUACACAUAAAGGUGUGAUGGGUUUUAAAUGGAUUACGGAGAGAUGUCGCAAUGCGGAGAUGAUUCUGAAAGUUGAUGACGACAUUGUAGUCAAUAUGUUUCUGUAUCUCUAUAAAUUAAAACAUUCUAAAGCGCUACACAAGGCAAACGUUUAUUGUGAAUACAAAUCCGAUCUUAUACACAGAGAUUUUACAUCAAAAUGGUAUGUUGAUGAAAGUCAUUUCAAAGGAGUAAAAAGAUAUCUGAAAUUUUGCAAAGGAAAGUUUGUGAGUAUGACGAAUGAUAUAAUGCCAUCUUUAUAUCUAUCCGCCUCGAAGUCGCCGUUUUUUCAUAUCGAUGACGUUUUGUUGUUUGGAUAUGUCCUGCAUAAGAUUCCAGGAUUGAAGUAUGAAACGUUCAGUGACGGUGAUUGGCAGGGGAUAACUAAUGAAGCAAAACACUGUUUAGAUACCAAAAAAGAAAAAUGUACAUACAUUGCCAUGCAGGCCGGUUACAAGGAGGAAGUAUUAAAUAUUUGGUCGAAAGUAGUCAAACACUUUAAUCGUAGUUUUAAAGAUAAAUCAUACCCACAACAAAAGUGAAUAAUAGUUCUACUACUUUCAUCAUUCAUUAGAAUAUCCUAUUUUAAAAAAUUUAUUAAUUUUAAGCCUAAAAUACACAAAUAAGACGUGUGAAGAUAAACAAGUUUAACAAUUAAAUAUUUUAUCAAUAUGUGUUUGUUUUACGAUGUCAAGAAUUUCUAAUGGCAUUCGUUUAUUUAAAUCAAACUGUUUGUAUUUUUUAAAGAAAUCUACGCUUUCUAUAAAUAAAAUGUUUUAAACAAUCUA
This is a messenger RNA of Ruditapes philippinarum (Manila clam), 2095 nucleotides long. Its product is annotated as beta-1,3-galactosyltransferase 1-like. The transcript is spliced from 3 exons. Gene Ontology annotation, molecular function: hexosyltransferase activity. Bases 680 to 1849 code for a protein of 389 amino acids. NCBI's taxonomy places the organism in Eukaryota, Metazoa, Mollusca, Bivalvia, Venerida, Veneridae. Gene Ontology annotation, cellular component: membrane. The record is from RefSeq and is a predicted model, not a curated record.